Molecule: messenger RNA, 3575 nt
Organism: Phyllostomus hastatus (greater spear-nosed bat)
Lineage: Eukaryota; Metazoa; Chordata; Mammalia; Chiroptera; Phyllostomidae
Gene: ZNF280C
Product: zinc finger protein 280C
Exons: 21
Coding region: 341-2509 (722 amino acids)
Biological process (GO): regulation of DNA-templated transcription
Molecular function (GO): RNA polymerase II cis-regulatory region sequence-specific DNA binding; DNA-binding transcription factor activity, RNA polymerase II-specific
Source: RefSeq, a predicted model, not a curated record
GCGCGCUCAGCUAUAUACCUCCACCGAGGUCUGAGUCGAUCAUUCCACGCCUGGAGUCACCGAGGCUGCUGCUUUUCUUUGGCCGCCGCUCGGUAUUUUUGUGCUCCUCCUCUUUCUCCUCCUCCUUCAAGUCCCAGUUUGGCUGACCGGUUCUGUUCGCGGUCCAAAAGCUGAGACCUAACUUGCUACCUUGUCUGGAGUCUCAUGGUAGGUGACUCUGCAACUUGAUGGAUGACAAUAAACCUUUUCAACCAAAAAGAUUUUAAAGAGAGAGGAAAGAAGAGAGAGAGACAUCGAUGUGAGAAAGAAACAUCAGUCGGCUGCCUCCGAUAAUUCAAAAAUGGCAGAACUCUUUAUGGAAUGUGAAGAAGAAGAACUGGAACCAUGGCAGAAGAAAAUAGAAGAAAAUCAGGAUGAGGAUGAUGAUGAGCUAAUCUUUGUUGGAGAAAUAUCAAGUUCAAAACCAGCCAUUUCAAAUAUUUUGAACAGAGGUAACUCCAGCUCAUCUUCAAAGGGAAUAAAGAAUGAACUACUCAAUCAAGGUGUUACUGAUGCAUUCAAGCCUACAAGUCAACAUUAUGGAGACCCAUCAUCAAAUCCAGUGGCUGCCUUACCUAGAUUUAAUCCUGAAUCUAAAUCUUCACCUAGCUCUGUUAUUCAGAAUGUGUCUAAAUCGGAUUUUACAAAGAACUCAUCACAGGUUGAAUCGGAUGAUUCUUCAGAUUUACUGUUUGACCUGACCCAGGACACAGUGCCACUGUCCCAAGACAGAUCAACAAUUUAUAUAGAAGCUCUGGAUGAAACUUUGCCUAUAAAAAAACAUUCUGUUAUAGCAAGCAGACUUAAUCCAAAAAAGCCAAAGACCAACGAAGAUGUUUCUGAAAUAGAUUCUUGUGCUUCGUUAUCUUUAGACAGCUCUCCUUCAGUGACAUCCUCACCAGUUAUGACAUCAAAAGAUACCUCAUCAAUUGAACAUAAAACUGGAAUGCCUUUUCAAAGACCUUGCCCAAAGUGCAAUGUUCAGUUCAAUCUUUUGGAUGCUUUGAAAUAUCACAUGAAGCGUUGUUGUCCGGACAUGCUAAAUAAAUUUUUGGAGAUGAUCAAAGUAGAAAUUUCAAAUACUGAAAGUAAAGAUAAGACUGGUACAGAGAAGGAAAAGUUGAUCAUGUUAGUUAGUGACUUUUACUACGGAAAACAUGAAGGAGAUGUUGACAAUGAGCAGAAAACUUACACAACCUUUAAAUGCUUCAGUUGUUUGAAAGUUCUUAAAAAUAAUAUUAGGUUUAUGAACCACAUGAAACACCAUUUAGAACUUGAGAAGCAGAACAGUGAGAGCUGGGAAAGCCACACCACCUGCCAGCACUGUUACCGUCAGUAUCCCACACCAUUCCAGCUGCAGUGUCACAUUGAGAGCACACACACACCUCAUGAGUUUUCUACUAUUUGUAAAAUCUGUGAAUUAUCAUUUGAAACAGAACAUACUCUUUUACAACAUAUGAAGGACACUCAUAAACCCGGUGAAAUGCCAUAUAUUUGCCAGGUUUGCCAGUUUAGAUCAUCAACAUUUUCUGAUGUAGAAAGUCAUUUUAGAGCAUCCCAUGAAAACACAAAGAACUUGCUGUGUCCAUUUUGCCUCAAAGUUAGUAGAAUGGCAACCCCGUACAUGAAUCAUUACAUGAAACAUCAGAAAAAAGGAGUUCAUCGCUGUACAAAAUGCAGACUACAGUUUUUGACCUGCAAGGAGAAACUGGAUCACAAGGCACAGCAUCGGACAUUUAUAAAACCUAAAGAGCUAGAAGGCUUGCCUCCUGGUUCAAAAGUUACUAUUCGAGCAUCAUUGGGACACCUUCAUUCAAAACCAUCAACUACAUCUUCCAGUGAUACUCCAAGCACUUCUUCUCUUCAGGUCUCACCUCCAAAGUCUAAAAAUACCACUGCUAAAAAUUCCACAAAAUCUAAUGCAACUAAGGCUAGGAUGUGUAAGCCUCGUGCAACUGCGUCCACUGCAAGUAAAGCAUCCAAUGCAAGUAAGCAAGGUAGAGGUGCAUCUAAAUGCAAAGCAAAAACCUCUUACAAGCAAAAGAAACAACGCAACAGAAAGAACAAAAUCAGCAUAGCUCUGAAGAAUUUAAGGUGUUGUCGAGGAGUUCACAAGUGCAUUGAGUGUCAUUCCAAAAUAAAAGAUUUUGCAAGCCACUUUUCAAUAUAUAUCCACUGUAAUUUUUGCAAAUACAACACUAACUGUAACAAAGCCUUUGUAAAUCAUAUGGCGAGCUCUCAUAGCAGCCAUCCAAGUAAACAGUUUUCUAUUUUUAAGAAGCAUUGUAGAACUCUCAGGGGCAUUACUCUUGUGUGCCUUAAAUGUGAUUUCCUGGCUGAUUCUUCUAGUUUAGAUCGUAUGGCUAAACACUUAAGUCAACGUAAAAAUCAUACUUGCCAAGUUGUAACAGAGAAUGUUCCCAAAAGUACCUCAACUUCUGAACCUGCUUCUGACUGCUUGUUGAAAUAGAUUCCUGCUCUAUGGAGCUCGUGCAACCUGGUGCAAGACAAGUUGGAAUUUCCUAAGUUCAAAGUUCUGAAGUGUUUUUUUUACACAGAACCAGUUUCCUAAGUUCAAAGUUCUGAAGUGUUUGCUCACACAAAAACGGUUAAAUAGCCAAGUCCAUGACACUAGCUCUCAUUCAGCUCUUUUCAGCUUUCAGAUGGCACUAGAUUCUUAUUCCACCUUAUCUUUGUGUCAGGUUAACAUAUCUUAACAUAUGCUUUUUUCCUCCAGUUGGCUCUCUCCAAAAAUAACUUUUGUUUGUUAUGGUCUUUAUCGCUUUGCUUAAAAUAAUUUGUGUAUUUCUCUGCUGUACUUGCCUUCAGAAUAUUGCAUUUCAAAUGCUGUGGCUGUUCAUCUUUUUUUUUUUUGUCUGUCUGAUUUCAUAGUUAAUUUCAUACAAAUCUUACAUUUUUAGGCCAGGUAGCUGUCUUUCUUCUUGUUCUUUGUCUGUCAUUGUUCUGUUUUUCAUAUUUUUCAGAUGGAGAAGCAACACAGAAAUUUCAAAAAUGUCCAGGGUACUCCUGGUCAGUGUCCCCCUUCGUUGGACACAACUGAUGCCUGUUCUCUCUUUCCAAGAAAUAUGAAUUGUUUAACUGUGAGACCUCCUCUAGGUUGUGGCCCUAGGAAAUCAUAUCUUGGGAAGAGUCCGUUCCUUCAUGGUGGAUCAUGCUAAUUUGGCCAGAGAUGACCACCAAAUUGAACACAACUUCUCACUGGGGGCUUUGGUUUUUUACCUUAAGCUUAUAGUUCAGUUCUGACCAAGAAAAGCCCAUCAAAUCAAUGCUUUUAACACCCAAGUUGAAGUUUAAUCAUUUAGGCUGCUGCCCUUUAAUCUUCUUCUGUCAUGUAUGCAGUUCAAGGACUAUAAAAUCUGCCUGUGUAGAUUGUAAAAUUGUGCCCUUGGAAAACAAAUUUCCAAAAUUACAGUUCCAGCCCUGGCUGGUGUGGCUCAGUGGAUUGAGCACUGGCCUGAGAACCAAAAGGUCGCCGGUUCGAUUCCUGGCCAGGUGCCCAGUAGGGGGUAUAAAAG